Molecule: messenger RNA, 1923 nt
Organism: Nasonia vitripennis (jewel wasp)
Lineage: Eukaryota; Metazoa; Arthropoda; Insecta; Hymenoptera; Pteromalidae
Product: cytochrome P450 4C1
Exons: 12
Coding region: 295-1830 (511 amino acids)
Molecular function (GO): oxidoreductase activity, acting on paired donors, with incorporation or reduction of molecular oxygen; monooxygenase activity; iron ion binding
Source: RefSeq, a predicted model, not a curated record
ACCACUCAUCUGCGGAUUGGCAAGUUCUGCUGGUGCCACUGCACGCCGUUCGAAUUUACUCUCAAAUGUGUAUUAUAUUCGUUCGCUUCAUUCUCUGUGUUACGCGCGGGUAGACGUCACACCAGGUGUCGCAUUAUCACAGUAAAGCGCGCUUAGAAAAGUGCUGUAUACCGAUAAACUUGAAAGUCGGAGAUUCGAGGUUCUGGACAUAAUCGCGCUAGUUGUACUUGUUUGUUUACGAAAAUAAGCUCACCGGUGAUCUAUUCACGAGUUUAUUAAUCGACGUCGAAAAAAAUGUGGCUGCAAAUAUUACUGACUCUACUAGUAGUGCUCUUUGUUAUUCACUAUUAUAUACGAGGCGGUAGAAUUGGACACUAUGUGAACAAAAUGCCUGGACCACCGGCCUAUCCAUUAGUCGGCAAUCUUCUCUCCUUUAUGGUUCCUUUUGAUCAAUUAUGGCAAGUAGUGAGAAAAAUGAACGAUGACUAUUAUCCGCUUUAUCGAAUAUGGAGUACGAAUGUAGCCGUUAUCAACCUUUACCAUCCUGACGAUGCCGAGGUUUUACUCUCGAGUACGAAUCAUAUAGAAAAAAGCUUUAUUUACGAACUUCUUCAUCCUUGGUUCGGAACCGGUUUACUAACCAGCACUGGAACAAAAUGGCAACAUAGACGGAAGAUACUGACGCCGGCAUUCCAUUUUAAUGUAUUGCAAAAGUACAUGGACAUAAUCAUCGAGAAUGACGAACGUUUUAUCGACACCCUAAAGGCCAAGGGAGAAUCCGUUCAGAACCUUUUACCGCUGAUUACGAAUUAUACUCUGAACGUUAUCUGCGAGGCAGCGAUGGGCACAUCGCUGCAAGGAAAAGAAGAACUGCAAGCAAGAUACAGAAGAGCUAUACAUGACAUGGGGAAUAUAUUAGUUUACAGACUUGUGAGGCCAUGGUUACGAUGGGAUAGGCUUUUCAAUUUGACCCCGAAGGGCCACGAGCAAAAGAAAGCUUUGCAAGUAUUGCAUGGAUUCAGCACAGACAUAAUUAAUGAGCGAAAAGAAUAUCACGAAAAAACCGAGAGCAAAUUUCUCAACAAUACCCUCGCCAGCGACGAAUCGAGUAAAGACAAUGCAGAUACCGAAGUUUUUGGUGUCCGAAAACGACGUCUGGCGAUGCUUGACCUUCUGAUCGCAGCGUACAGAGAAAAGCAAAUCGACGAUCUUGGAAUACGAGAAGAAGUGGACACAUUCAUGUUCGAAGGCCACGAUACUUCAGCCAUGGGUGUCUGCUUUGUCUUGCUUCUACUAGCCGAGCACAAGGAUAUACAGGCACGUGCUCGAGAGGAAGUUGAAGAGGUCCUCGGAAAAACUGGCGGAAGAAUAGAUCUGUCCGCUAUCAACCAAAUGAGUCAUCUCGAGCGAUGCAUCAAGGAAGCUCUGAGACUGUAUCCAAGUGUGCCGUUCAUUUCCCGCAACAUAAACGAAGAUUUGCAUUUGAAGGAUUAUACCGUUCCCAGAGGAACGAUCGCCCACAUUCACGUGUACGACCUUCACAGGGAUGCGAACUUCUGGCCAGAGCCAUUGAAAUACGAUCCUGACAGAUUUUUGCCAGAGAGAACAAGAAACCGACAUCCGUUUUCAUACAUUCCAUUCAGCGCCGGGUCUCGCAAUUGCAUUGGCCAAAAGUUUGCUAUGAUGGAACUGAAAUCGAUAACGGCGCAUCUGCUUCACGACUUCCACUUAGAACCGAUAGACCUCGCACACGAGGUGCCCAUCGUCUGCGAUCUCGUUCUUCGACCAGCUCGACCUAUUUACAUGAAAUUCGUCCCGAUCGAAAAGUAGCUCGCUACAUUGAGAGACAUUGUAGGCAUAAGAAAGUUUAUGCGUAAAAAUCUAUAACAAUUUUUUUACUAAUAAAUACAUGAGAAGAACUUA